AAUAAAAACGAUAAUUGCAAGUUGCGCCAAAAAGUAUGCUGCUUUUGUGCCAAUUGUGGAAAAUCGAUAAAAGUCAAAAUUCCUUCACGGAGCAAAAUAGCAGUUAGAAGUCGCUUAGAAUGCAUAACGUUGGCAGUGAACUGCCCGUUGGGCGACGCACUGCAAAUGAAUGCAAUACUGCUGGAAAUAAUUGUGGCAAUCGCCGGAAAUCGCUGAGCUAUCAAACACAGCUCGCGCUGAACUCAAAUAAUGGCGAGGAUGUGGUUCCAAUGGUGGCAUCAGCCUCAUCCUCAGCUGGUCGCUUUAGUCCCCAUCCAAAUGACAUAUUUCUGGCGCAGUCGAGCAAACUGACCAUACCACUGGAGAAGUACGAUGAUCUGCUGCUGAUCAAUGGCUGUUUGCCGCCGCCAUCGCCAGCACCAAAUAGCGAUUGCCACGCGGAACAAAGCAAAACUAGCAAUAGCAACGCCAAUAAUCAAAUGCAACAAUUGACUAUCAAUCAUUUUCAGCAGCACAACAAUCACAGUCACACACACAGUCACGCCCCCACGUAUCCACUAUCCUCCUCGAACUCGGCCUCCUCGCUGUGCACCAUAAAUUCGGGACAAUCGCAGCAAUUGGACAAGAAAUACACGCAGCACGCCACGCAUCGCGCCAUGUCUCCAAAUACAAAAUAUCGAUUGGAACGUUAUCGUGAAUCACCCAAAUUGAAACUGAGCAUGGAUGCGAUGGGUCUCUCGGUCUCCUCGCCUGCGACGGCAUCAUCGCGUUACUUUCUGCCCGCCAAGGUGCUGCAGUGUGCGGACGCUUAUGGCGGAUAUUUAGGUUCCACGCUGCAUACGCCGGUCAAGCGUUAUGUGCCAACGCCGCCGCCAGCUGCGGAGGAGAUGAUGACGACGACAACGACGACAGCAACAGCGACGCCAACAUCGACGCAGUACGUCAAUUUGCCUUAUGGCGGCUAUGCCAGGUCCAAGUGUGGACAUAGUGAGGAGGCCCUCGGUCAGCGGGAGGUGCCUACUCCACUCAGCUACUCAAAGAGCGCUCAAACCUCAAACGGAGGCAAUUCAUCCUCUUCCUCCGCCGGCAGCAACAGUUGCCCCUGUCCCUCGCCCACAACAGCAACAACAUCAGCUGCCACAACUUCUUCCAGGAAGCGAUUGGAGCAAUCGGGAGCUCCAAUCGAGGAACCAGACCCCAUCAUUCUCAUCCAACCCAUGACGCUAAGCGAUUCCACUCAGAGUGCCACCUGUCUGCAUUGCAACACAGCUCGCAGAACUACGGGCGUCCAUCAAACCACACAAACUACGGGUCCCAUUAGCCCAGUGCCCGUCUCAAUGACUCUACCACUGUCGGGCUUAACGGCCAGCGAUUUGGGUAAGUUGAAGCAGCAGCAGCAACAACAGGAGCAAGAGUUGCUCGCAAUCUCAGCGAUUGAGGUUAAGCAGCAAACGGAAGGGUUUAACAACAACGGCAAUUAUCAGCGACAUAUUUAUGGGUCUUUACAGCCAUCCUUGCAGCAACAGCAGCAGCAACAGCAACAGCAAACGUUGCAGUCUCUGCCACAGCAGCAACAAUUGCAGCUACAGCAGCAACAGCUGCCCACGCAUCGCUAUUCGUGUAAAAAGCGCAUCAUAAUUUAUAUGCGACGUGAAAUUGCGCGGUUUUUCGGUGUGGAAAUGAGCACGGAGGCCGCUGACUAUGCGUUGUGGUACGGCAGACAUCGUCGGUUGGCGAUUCGCUGCUUUGGUCCGCUCAGCAAUCAGCCGGAAUUCGAGCUGGACAGUCACGAGUUAUGCGUGGAGAGCAACAACAGCAGUAACAAUAGCAGCAACAGCAACAACAAUCACAACUUUGCCUCCGAUCGUCCCGAUAUAUUGCCCACAGAGUCAACGUCAAAUGUGGACAACAAUUGCCGUCACAACAAUUGGCGCAACAGCGAUUUCAAUGCCGGUGAAUUUGUGGAGCGCAAAGCAACUGUUGCUCACAUGCUGAUGACUAGUUUGGGUUAUUUAAUUGCCAUUUUUCACAAGCCGAACACAAACCAGUCGAAUUCCAAUACGGCUCAUCAUUUAUUGAAAAGACGUCAGCGGCAAUGGUCGAGAAGCUUUGCACCCAGCCAUGUGCAAAAUUUGGAGCAACAGCAGCAACAGUUAGAUGUGGAUGGAGUGGAUGGUGACUUGGCGGAGACUUUGGCGGCGCUCAUUGAGGAGGAGGUCUUCUUUGAUAAUCCCAGCGAGGCAACAACGACAACAGCAACAACAACAGCCUCUGCCUCUGGCAAUGAAGAGAGUGUGGAGCGUGCCGGGCUUAAGCAGGGCACAGCUAACGCUCCGUUGGGCGUUGAGGCUGGCGUCUAUCUUGCUGAGCGUCAUCACAAUGGCUGGCGCACCUCGGCCUUGAAUGGACUCCAUUUAAUGGGCGACUCCUCGCACAGCCACGCCUCCCAUCCCACAAAUCAUUUACAACUCUCGGGCAGCAAUCGACAAAAUCAAAACUCGAUGCGCAACUCAAAUUCGACAACUGCAGCUACAAAUCGCGGCAAUCGCAUUGCUGCUCAACUUUUGGAUGGCGUCCUCGAGAAUUCACGACGUCCACAAAUGCAACGAAUUAAAUACUUUGGCAUUAAUGAUCUCGAUGAUCGCAACGAUCAUCGUCCGUUUUUCACCUACUGGAUAAAUACGGUGCAAAUCGUUGUCUUGUUUUUAUCCAUCAUUUGCUAUGGCAUAGCGCCAAUUGGUUUUGGCACGGAACAGAAAACGGGUCAAGUUCUGGUCACCAGUUUGAGUCUGCAGACGGUGCAGCAUGUGGAGCAGCGUAAUCUUUGGAUUGGGCCUAGGAACAAUGAUUUGGUGCACAUGGGUGCAAAGUUUGCGGCUUGCAUGCGACGAGAUGUGAAGAUCAUGGAGGUAGUCACCAAGACGAGGCGGCAGGAGCGGGAGACUGCGUGCUGCAUUAGGAAUGAUGAUUCGGGCUGUGUACAAAGCUCACAGGCAGAUUGCUCCAUUAGGGGUCUAUAUCCAACGAAAUCCAUAUCGACUUGGAAGAAAUGGUCACCGGGUGAAUCCGGGCCUGGUGGACGCAUAUCGGGCUCUGUUUGUGGGCUGGAUCCAAAGUUUUGUGAUGCACCCGCCUCGAUAGUGCCCUACGAGUGGCCCGAUGACAUAACCAAGUGGCCAAUUUGCCGAAAAACGAAUUCAUUCUCGCAACGCUAUCGCUAUAAGGAUCACACGGCGGAGCAUAUGGUCUGCGAGGUAAUCGGACAUCCCUGCUGCACAGGACUCUACGGGGAAUGCCGCAUCACUACCAGGGAAUAUUGUGAUUUUGUCAAUGGUUAUUUUCACGAAGAAGCUUCACUCUGCUCACAGAUAUCCUGCUUGAAUAAUGUUUGUGGCAUGUUUCCCUUCAUCUCCGUGGAGAUACCCGAUCAGAUUUAUCGAGUGCUGACCUCGCUUUGUAUGCACGCUGGAGUUCUUCAUUUGGCAAUUACGCUCAUUUUCCAACACUUAUUCCUGGCUGAUCUGGAACGCUUGAUUGGAACGCUGCGCACAACUGUUGUCUACAUUAUGUCAGGCCUGGCUGGAAAUCUGACAAGUGCCGUGCUCGUUCCACAUCGACCUGAGGUUGGCCCAUCAGCGUCGCUUUGUGGCGUUGUCUCGUCGCUGGUUGCUUUGCUCAUUUGGAUGCACUGGAAGCACUUGCACAAACCAUACGUAGCACUCUUUAAACUGCUGCUGCUGUGCACAGUGCUCUUUGGAAUUGGCACGUUGCCAUAUCAGUUGAAUUUUGCCGGGCUGCUUGCUGGGGUUGCUUGCGGCGCAUUUAUCACAAUAUCAUUGGUGCCAUUUGCCACUUUCACCAAAUACGGACGCAGAAAAAAGAUCAACCUGAUUUGGACGUGUUUCGUUUUCCAUCUGUUUGUUUGCGCCACCCUGAUUGCCAUCUUUUACAUUCAUCCCAGCGAAUUUAGCACUUUUAAUUUUGUGGACGAUGUUUUUGGUGGUGGCAACAAGGGCUACACAAGUGCCACAAAUAGCAAUAUUGGCCAUCACAAUGGUGAUGUGAGCACCACCACCCGUCGCUAUUCGCAAACACAAAAGCCACAAUAUUAUUAUCAUCAUCAUUCCGAAGAUAUUAUUCGAAAUGGCGGCGGUGCUUUCACCGAGGAAAAUAUGAUUGCGCACAUCUUUCCCGAUGCGCAGCGGCAAAAAAGUGUUCAACUCUGGCAAAAGGGUCUCUAUUCACGCGCAUUCAGCUACAAUUCCAAUUCCAGUUCCAGUUAUGGCGAACGCAUUUAUAAAAAUAUGCAAAAUUCGCCACAAAUCGCAAAUAACAAAGAUAAUUAUAAUAAUAAAACACGAAUGAAUUACCAACAAAAUAACGAUAUGCAUAAUAAUAAUAAUACCAAAUUUAAGGGCCUAUAAAUCUUCCAUAAUUAAAAAUAAUAGGCAACAAAUAGCACAAAUAUUGCGUGCACAACAAAAAAAAUAUAUACAAAAAAUGUACAUAAAUUAUAUAUAUAUAUUCGCAAAAUAUUGCAUGUAUCAUGAUCAGUAUUUUGAAAUAAAUAUUAAACCACGAUUCACGA
This is a messenger RNA of Drosophila grimshawi, 4588 nucleotides long. RefSeq names its product inactive rhomboid protein 1 (gene rho-5). The record is from RefSeq and is a predicted model, not a curated record. Gene Ontology annotation, molecular function: serine-type endopeptidase activity. NCBI's taxonomy places the organism in Eukaryota, Metazoa, Arthropoda, Insecta, Diptera, Drosophilidae. Gene Ontology annotation, cellular component: endoplasmic reticulum membrane. Bases 120 to 4424 code for a protein of 1434 amino acids. Gene Ontology annotation, biological process: regulation of epidermal growth factor receptor signaling pathway; regulation of protein secretion. The transcript has 9 exons.